Messenger RNA from Phragmites australis (common reed), 1429 nucleotides. Its product is annotated as cinnamoyl-CoA reductase-like SNL6. Gene Ontology annotation, molecular function: 3-beta-hydroxy-Delta5-steroid dehydrogenase (NAD+) activity. The record is from RefSeq and is a predicted model, not a curated record. The coding region runs from base 191 to 1288 and encodes 365 amino acids. The transcript is spliced from 5 exons. Gene Ontology annotation, biological process: steroid biosynthetic process. Lineage: Eukaryota; Viridiplantae; Streptophyta; Magnoliopsida; Poales; Poaceae.
GCGCGACCCUCCACCCACCGAUCACACAAACCAGAGGGAGAUCAGAGUAGGCUCUUCCCCUGAACGGAACCCGCCACAGACCACACCACCACUCCACGGCACGGCGAAGCGGGGACGCCAAGGCAGGGAGGGGCCAGCGGAGGAGGAGGAAGAGGCAUUAGCGGAGGCGGCGGAGACGGAGACGGUGGGCAUGGGGGUGCUGCGGAGCACGCAGAGCAUGGAGGCCGAGGUGGAGGAGAUGCGCGCCGCACUGCUGCUCCACGGCACGGGCGCGUGGAGGUCGGGCGGCGGCGCGGCGAAGCGCGCGGCGCGGGCCGAGGAGGGCGCCGCGGAGGCGCGCACCGUGUGCGUCACCGGGGGCACGUCGUUCGUCGGGUUCGCCGUCGUCGACCGGCUCCUCCGCCACGGCUACAACGUCCGCCUCGCCCUCGAGACGCAAGAGGACCUUGACAAGCUGCGGGAGAUGGAGAUGUUUGGUGAGAAUGGCAGGGACGGGGUCUGGACCGUGAUGGCAAAUGUGAUGGACCCUGAAAGCUUGCACGAAGCUUUCCACGGCUGUGUUGGUGUCUUUCACACCUCAUCACUCGUGGAUCCAGGGGGCAUCUCCGGUUACACGAAACACAUGGCAAGUUUGGAAGCCAAAGCAGCAGAGCAGGUGGUUGAAGCAUGUGUGAGGACAGAGUCCGUGAGGAAGUGUGUUUUCACCUCGUCGCUGUUGGCAUGUGUGUGGAGGCAAAACUAUGCUCAUGACCGCCGAUUCCCAACCACCAUUGAUGAGAACAGCUGGAGCGAUGAGAGCUUCUGUCGCGACAAUAAGCUGUGGUUUGCACUCGGCAAGACAAUGGCGGAAAAGGCGGCCUGGAGGGCGGCACGGGGAACAGACCUGAAGCUUGUGACCAUAUGCCCUGCACUUGUAACCGGGCCAGGAUUUCGGAGGCGGAACCCUACCCCAUCCAUUGCCUACCUCAAAGGAGCGCACGCCAUGCUUGGCGACGGCCUGCUGGCGACGGCGGACGUGGAGAGGGUAGCGGAGGCGCACGUCCGCGUGUACGAGGCGAUGAACAGCACGGCCGGCGGGCGGUACAUAUGCUACGACCACGUCGUCCGACGAGCCGAGGAGUUCGCUGAGUUGCAGCGGCAGCUGGGGCUCCCAGCCGGCAGAGUGCCCGUGCCCGCGCCCGCCGACCGGGUGGCGCGGUUGGAGCUCUGCAACCGGAAGCUGGCGGCGCUGAUGUCCGCGCGGAGGAGGUGCACCUACGACGCUUACUUCCCCGUGUUGUACGAGUGAAAAAAGAUGAGACAAGGUGUCUCAUGGUGGAAGAAGAGAAUCGAUGCUCCUGUGAUGGUCCUGUACAUAGUUGUGACGCAGUAAUAAAGCUAGCUAGGUAGCAGUAGAAUUUUGUACAGUCUGACCACCGAAAUACGGCCG